GUGCUUCAUUCUCACACCCUCGCCUCUGCAACAACCGAAGUUCCAAAUCCAGACAUAUUUAGGGUUUUAUAAUCCUCAUUAACACCAAUGGCAUCUCAUUCUCAUAUCGAUGACGAUGAUGAUUUCGGUGGUGAUUUUCCUGGAGCAAACCCUACGAGGGUCUCAGGCACUAAGAGGGCAUUUGGAGAUCUUGAUGAUGACGAAGAUGAUAUUUUUGGCUCCAAAAAGGCUAACUUAAAAGUAGAAGAAACUGCACCAGGCGUGGCAACAGGGAUGAUUUUAUCCCUUCGUGAAAGUCUUCAAAGCUGUAAGGAUACUCUUGCAACAUCCCAAUCAGAACUUGAAGCUGCAAAGUCAGAAGUUCAGAAGUGGCAUUCUGCAUUUCAGAACGAGUCCUUCAUUCCGUCAGGCACAUCAGUUGAACCUAGAAUCGUCGUCAAUUACCUACAGAACUUAAAAUCUUCUGAGGAAUCAGUGCGAGAGCAGCUGGAGAAAGCAAAGAAAAAGGAAGCUGCAUUUAUAGUAACCAUUGCAAAGCGAGAGCAGGAAAUAGCGGAUUUGAAGUCUGCAGUUCGGGAUUUAAGAUCGCAACUCAAGCCUCUAUCAAUGCAGGCACGGAGAUUAUUACUUGAUCCAGCAAUUCACGAGGAGUUUAUGCGUUUGAAGAAUUUGGUAGAGGAGAAGGAUAAAAAAGUGAAGGAGCUGCAGGAUAAUGUAGCUGCUGUCAACUUCACCCCACAAAGCAAAAUGGGGAAGAUGCUUAUGGCUAAAUGCAGGACCCUGCAGGAAGAAAAUGAGGAGAUUGGAAAUCAAGCCAAGGAAGGAAAGAUACAUGAGUUGUCAAUGAAACUUGCGCUGCAGAAAUCUCAGAACGUAGAACUCCGAAACCAUUUUGAAGGAUUAUGCAAGCACAUGGAGGGACUGACAAAUGAUGUUGAAAAAUCAAAUGAAAUGGUACUAAUCUUGGAAGAGAAGCUUGAAGACAAAGACAGUGAGAUCCAAAGAUUAAGGCAACUGCUGCAGCAAAAGGGGAUGGUAGAGGAGACAACUGAGACAGCUGCUGCUGCUGCUGAUAAGAAAGAUACCGAUGAGGAUGCUACAGUGUCGGUGGAAGCCGAGAAUGAUAACUCGUAGAUUGUUACCACUUCCCUUCCGGUCAAGUCGGUUUUACUGAAAAAUGUCAGUCGGUGUAUGUACGUCAAGUUUUGAGAUACGAAGCUGAACAAGUUUGUAUUUAUGGGUCUCCAUGUAUUUACAUAUGUAACAUAUACUUUGUGGCAUGGAUGAGAAAAGGGUAGCUGUAGUUGUGAUUUCUUUGAUUAUUAGCAUCAUUUAAUCUCAAUUUGUUUCUUAGCAAAUAAGGUGCAUAUGUGCAUGUGGACCAGAUUUGCCUCCAAUAAGGAGUUGUCUUAGGGUCUGCUUACCAGUAUACCUGUAAGAAUCAUCA
Molecule: messenger RNA, 1447 nt
Organism: Cynara cardunculus var. scolymus (artichoke)
Lineage: Eukaryota; Viridiplantae; Streptophyta; Magnoliopsida; Asterales; Asteraceae
Product: FKBP12-interacting protein of 37 kDa
Exons: 14
Coding region: 88-1134 (348 amino acids)
Biological process (GO): regulation of alternative mRNA splicing, via spliceosome
Cellular component (GO): nucleus
Source: RefSeq, a predicted model, not a curated record